Melanotaenia boesemani (Boeseman's rainbowfish) is the source of this 1199-nucleotide messenger RNA. RefSeq names its product C-C chemokine receptor type 1-like. The transcript is spliced from 3 exons. The coding region runs from base 8 to 1033 and encodes 341 amino acids. The record is from RefSeq and is a predicted model, not a curated record. Gene Ontology annotation, cellular component: membrane. Gene Ontology annotation, molecular function: chemokine receptor activity. Gene Ontology annotation, biological process: G protein-coupled receptor signaling pathway; immune response; chemotaxis. NCBI's taxonomy places the organism in Eukaryota, Metazoa, Chordata, Actinopteri, Atheriniformes, Melanotaeniidae.
UGUCCAGAUGAUGGAAACGACAACACCUACAUAUGACUAUGGAACUGGAACGUUUGAACGGGUCGAGCCAUGCAACAGGGACGAUGACAAUAACCUGGGAGCCCAGCUUUCCUUCAUUUAUUACUUCAUGUUUGUCUUCAGUCUGUUGGGCAAUGGGCUCGUCCUGUUUAUCAUCCAACGGUUUGAGAAAUUAACAACUGUGACCAACAUCUUGCUGCUGAACCUGGUGUUUUCCUCACUGAUCUUCAUGAGCACCCUUCCCUUCAUGGCAGCCUACAUGCAGCUUGAAACAUGGAUUUUUGGCAAAACAAUAUGCAAAGUUUAUGGCUGUUUUCACUAUCUGGGCUUCUACAGUUCCGUCCUCCUUUUAACUCUUCUGACCUUUGAUAGGCACCUUGCAGUUGUAUACUCUCUAAGCACUACGAGACUGAGAAAUAGAAGUUAUGUGGUAAUCUCCUGUACUGUGGUGUGGCUGGUUAGUGGCUUGGCGUGUAUCAGGCCGAUGCUGCUUCACAACACUUUUAUGUAUUUGGGAGAGACGCACUGUGAUGAGUUCCCUGGUAAACUUCCCAAUAUUGACGAGGAAAUGGUGACAAAUGUUGGAUUUUAUGUUCAACUACUUCUUUUCCUGAUCUUCCCUAUGGUUGUUAUAAUCUACUGCUACAUAAGGAUUGUGGUCACAGUCAUAUUGUCCAAAAUAGCUACCAAGUUCAAGACAGUUAGGCUGAUAUUUAUCAUUGUUCUGAUGUUUUUCAUCUGUUGGGCUCCAUUCAAUGUUGUCAUGCUGCUAUAUUAUGAGGAAAACAUUCCCUGUGAGGAAAAACAGAAUCUUGGGUAUGCCCUUCAAAUCACACGUAACAUGGCGUAUGUUUACUUCAGCAUCAGUCCAAUGUUUUACACAUUUGUAGGGAAAAAAUUCCAGAACUACUUCCGUCAUCUGCUGGUGAAACGUUUUCCAAGCUUAAGGAAUUAUAUUUCUGUUCAGCAAUUGAGCAGAACUAACCUGUCCACAAAAACUACACCAAGUGCAUAGUUUCAUUUUUAUUUUUUGUUUCCAAAGAACUAAUGUCAAAGAACUUCUGCUGCGUUCUUUUUUUUUUUCCAAUGCUAUUGCCAAAGUUUUAGGAAAAUUUAUUAAUUUCCUAACAUGGUAAUAUAUUUGAGAAGGUUGGUUCUAAUAAGUAUUGAAAUUUAUGCUG